Messenger RNA from Vitrella brassicaformis, 1942 nucleotides. The record is from the annotation of a GenBank genome assembly. Lineage: Eukaryota; Vitrellaceae.
CUCUUUUUGAGUCUCUGUGAGCAGUAGUGCCCUUCAUUCAACCGAACUCUCGUCCCUCUGUCAUCGCGGCGCUCAUCUUUGAGCCCCAACGACGGUCCGUGAGCCGUCUCGGCUGCUCGUCGAGCCCUUCGCCGCCGCCAACUCGUCGCUCUGCCUCGCCAGGAGGCCUGUUCUGCUGAUAUCGGCCGGUCCAAGACCGCCACUGAAGAGCUCGCCAAUCCCUUAGCGGCCGACUCGUCCGUCCGUCUCAUAUUUCGUCUGCUCUGACAUUUGUCGGCCUCUGCCCGCUGCCUAUGACGCCGUAUUAUCUCAACUCGACGGCCAUGGAGAGCAGCGACACCAUGUCUCACGCCCCCAACUUCACCCACGGCUUCCCCCAGGGCUACGGGUCGUAUGAGGGUCAGCAGAAACUGCAGCCAAGGAGCCGCCGCGUCCGGCCAGCCUGCUCCAACCACACGAACCACCCUCUCGCCGAGCCCAUCCCGACGCACGGCCACGAGCGCAUCGCAAGGAAGAGCUUCCACCCCGGCUGUGUGAAGGAGACGGGCCGUGUGGGCGGACGGGUGAGUGCAGGGAGCAACGACUCGACACAGAUGCCGCCAUCCCGUCAGGACAGCGACCGCAGUGUCGAUGGGGGGGUGGAUGUACACCAGUAUCAGGGAGAGGUGGGGGUGGGGAUGGGGAGGGGUGUGAUGGGUUGGGGGGCGGCUGUGUGUACAUACCAGCCGCAUGUGGUGCUGUAUCGCCCGGAGGCGCUGCGCAUCAUCAUGCCGGCGACACCUGCAACCGCCCGCCACGUGUCAGGUACACAAAACGACAAAGGGACGGACAUCGAGGGGUCUGUAUCACCAUGGCCUUUGUGUGUGUUGUCCAUUAGGUUUCUCUACUCAGCAGCAGCAGCAGCACGACUGUUGCGACCUGUGUGCAGCGGUGUAUGACGUGGUCGACGGCAUCGGGGAGUGUGUGGUGUCAGCUGUGGAGGGGGCUAUCGACCGCCUGAAGUGGUUCUUCACUUUCGAGUGACGACUAAUCCAUCGGUCUGCCAGGUGCGUGAGGGGAACAGAAACACACACGGAGAGUGGAAAGGAGAAGAGACGCAUACAUGCAAGUAUGUAUGUAUGUGUGUAUUCUUCCUUGUCUGUCCCUCUGGUUGUCUGUCUACAGCCAUCCAUUCGCCAGGCUGCGGCCGCGGUUGGAUGCGAUGCCCGUGCUGUGUCUGUCUGUCUAUCUCAACUAUCGACCUGGAGGGAUACAGUACACAUAUGGUGACGGAACUCACACACACACACACACGAGGGGGAGGAGACACGUGCACCACAUACGCUUCACUCGCCACACACGCGGGAUGGGAUACGGACGGGCAUUGUGUUUGGAUGGAGAGGGAGCGAGCGAGUGUUGUGUUUGCAUGUAUGUAUCCUAUCCAUCUGUGUGUGUCUCUCUUUGCUCUUGGCGGCUGUGCCGUGUGUGCCCCAUAUCACACACCAUGCCAUGCCAUGCAUGGCACCCAUGUGUCGUGUGUAUACGUCUCCCUUCUUGACGGCUAUGCGGUCUCACCCAUACAUAUCACACAAUGGCACACAUGUACAUUUCUGUUUGGGCAGCCGGGGCGGGCAGAUUUUGAUGGCAAACCUUUCUGCUUAGUUGAUCGUCUCCUUAAUUUCCUUCCUGCCUGCUACAGCAGACAAGUAUCCUUGUCGUUCGUCUCCUCCUUAGUUGGCUUCCUGAGCAUCUCCCUCCCCCGCCGUCCUCGUGUUCUCAUUCACGGGUUGAUUGGCCCGGCCCACUUUUCUGCCUUGGCUGCGUAUUUUUUGUCGCCCUCCUGACGUGUGGCCGUCUGUGUGGUGUGAUGUGUGGUGUGGUGUGGUGUAAUGUGCGAUGGGAGAUGGUGACGGCCACAGACAGAGAGAUAAGGAUAUAUGGAUGGCUGGAUGACCUCCCCCCC